Fusarium vanettenii 77-13-4 is the source of this 2067-nucleotide messenger RNA. RefSeq lists its product as uncharacterized. The record is from RefSeq and is a predicted model, not a curated record. NCBI's taxonomy places the organism in Eukaryota, Fungi, Ascomycota, Sordariomycetes, Hypocreales, Nectriaceae. The transcript has a single exon. The coding region runs from base 1 to 1893 and encodes 630 amino acids.
AUGGACCAGGAUCACUCUUCUGUAUACAAACCUCUUCAGCACGACCAAAUACGAUUGGUCAAGUUUAAUCGCGAUGGCGGCACCGGCGGCCAAACGUCCGCUAUUCUCGAGCCUUUCCCGCUUCAAGGGCCCGUGCCCCCUUAUCAUGCUCUCUCCUACACUUGGCUGUGCGAUACGUUGGGUGUCGCCGCAAAAAACCACAACACCAUCGAAAUACGGAAUCAACGGCUCCCGGUCCUCGAUGCAUUGCAGCCCUUUUUUCACGCCCUUAAUGCGAAGGCUCCCCUGCUCGACAAUACGUGGUGGUGGAUCGAUUCAAUCUGCAUCGACCUGGACAAUGUAGAAGAGAGGAGCCAGCAGGUUCAGCUCAUGGGGCGGAUCUACCGCUCUGCUCACAAGGUCGUUUUCUGGCUGGGCAGGCAGUCGGCCGACCAGGACGGUGUGAUCGACUUUAUCGAAAUCCUCAACAAAACCAUCAGGAACCAAAUACACAGCCCAGAGGAAAUCCGCGCCAUCUUUCAGCAGCCGGAGUACGAGCCACGCUGGGCUGCGCUGACGGGUUUCUUCCGGCGGAGAUGGUGGACUAGGGUCUGGACACUGCAAGAAUACGCACUACCCACGAGUGUCGAGUUCUGGUAUGGAAUGAGGUCCGUUAGCAGGACCGCCGUCGACGGUGCUCUGAUGGCCGGAGACCAGUGUACGGGCGCCGCCUUCAAGGGUACCCUCGCCUUUCGGCACGGUUUCAACCGGAGAAGAGUUCAAAGAUUAUACGCCCUGGGCCAGGGCACCAGAUCUGUCGCAGCUCUGGUCGCCUACGGGUCGUGCUUCGAGUCCACCGACGACCGAGAUCGAUUAUACGGUAUCAGGGCACUCGCCACGGACUCCUUUCUCCUCAAGGUCGACUACUCCCUCAGCGUCGAACAAGUCUACCUGAAUUUCGCAAAGUCUUUCAUCGACUACUACAAGUCUCUGGAUAUAAUAUGCUUCGCUUCCUUGUACAGCGCUGCUUCGUCCGGCUCUUCAUUACCAUCCUGGGUCCCCGACUGGCGAGCAAGGGUAGACCCUCUCGUGGUUCCGUUGAUGGCCAGUCAGAGUGCAAAGACCCAUAUCGGCAACCUCCGACCUCCCGAGGGAGUUUCUCAGUCCAGCGACCUUCCAGUUUGCUAUGCUGCUUCCAAGGACAGCCUGGCCGCGUACGAGUUUGAGGGCUCAAAGCUCGUCGCUCGCGGAACUGUCCUGGACACCAUCGAUGGAUUAGCCGGAUCCAGGAAUUCUGAACUAGUCCAGAGUUCCGCGCCUGAUUCAACACACUUGGAAUACUCGCCGUCGGCCAUCCUUAAAAGUGUGAGCAGAAGUCUGGUACAAGAUCGAAGAGACAGGUACUUGCGAUUUGCUAUGCCUAGCGAGGAAUUUUUCCAAGACUUCAUGUGUCUGUGUAAACAGUCUAUUUCCGAGGCGACACCUCUUCCCGUGCCCAAGGAGUUCCGGGAAUGGCUUGACUGGACCAAACCUCUUCGGAUCCGCGGACAUAGUUUUGAGAGCAUCUUGAUGGACAGCAAGGAAGCCGAAUUCAGCAGCAAAUCAUCAUCGUCCGCUCCGAAUCUAGACGAGUUCAUCAUGAACACAUUCUUCAACAGAUUCUUCGACACGGUCGUGAGGAUGUCACUUCGUCUGACAGUGACUCACAGCGGACACAUCGGCCUGGCUCCGGCUGCGGCGAGGAAGGGCGAUCUGGUUUGCGUGUUGUACGGCUGUAGCGUCCCUGUGUUGUUACGGCAAUCUGAAUUCGGGGAUAGCUUCACUUUCGUAGGAGAGUGCUUUCUAGAUGGUUUUAUGGAAGGGGAGGGUUUGGAGCAACCUGAUUUAGCGGAAAGGGUGUUUUGUAUCGAGUAAGAGAACCCCCUUUGGGGUAUGGCGAUUUCGGUCUGCCACUGCGAUCGACGAGCAUAAUAGUGCCCAGGCCUUUGAGAUUAUAAGCGACAAAGGGUUUAAUAGGGCUGGCGCGGCUUGUAAGAUGUGAAAAAAAAAAAAAAAAAAAAAAAAAAAAAGGAUGCAAAUGUCACGACG